AUGCUGGAAUUGGUUAGAACUUUCAUGCGUAACGCACGCCGAGAUGAGAACUACUACGAUGCGCUCUGGAUUUGCCAGUAUCUGAGUGACAUUCUGGGCCUAUCCACAAUAAGAACGUACAAACCGGGAGAAGUUCCAACUCACAAAGCGGUCCCAUACGGUCUUAUCCUGGCGACCGGGUUUCAAGCGUGCAUUUUCGUAGCAAACUGGCAGCUGGACAUUUUCAAGAACAAUUCCAGUUCGUUUAUUCUGCGUCACGGAAUGCGGACUAUUUUGCUGAUCGGACCAGUACUGUUGAUCAUUAUAACUGUCAAAAAAAUCGUUUUUCGGAAGGAAGCCGCAAGAUUGGUGGUUAUGAUCCAUGAGUUUGAUGCUGAGCUGUCGGAGAUAGGUUAUGACAUUGACAUCCGGUCCCAAAACCGUUGGUACAAUCGCUAUAUGGGAGUUACGUUCGUCAGCUUACCACCUCUUUUGAUUGUGGCAGCCUAUCUGACGUACCUUUCGACAAACGGUUCCUGGAUACCGUUCCUUUCGAUAUUCUUUAGCGUUAGCUUCACAAAUGCCUUGAUUAUGACCUUGAUUGGACACAGCAUAAGCUUGCUGUACGCGUUCAAGUGUAGAUUUCGAGCGUUGCAUCUUUACUUAAGUAAACUUCUGCCAACCGAACCAGUGGCGUCAAACAACUUCCGAUCGUUUCACAUUUCCAAACAGAGGGAUUGUAUUUCGGAUAAAAUCAUUUCCAUAGCCGAUCUCUAUCACACUUUAUUGCUUAUGGUGGACCGAUACAAUCGACACUACGGGCUGCAGCUGCUGUUGAACCACGUUUCGGCGACCAGUUUCACCAUCUUCAGUGCCUUUACGAUGUUUCGCUUCUUGAUUAGCCACGAUCAGCACAGUACCUAUCUGGGAAUUCUUAAUUUCAUCUGGAGCGUUUAUUACAGUUUGUUCCAAUUUUUGAACAACAUACUGAGCAGCACAGUGACAGCGGAAGCAAAGAUGCUCGGGAAAAUUACACAUAAGGCCAUCAACUACAGCUCUGAUGAGCUUAUCUGUGACAAGUUGCUCCUACUAUCGGACCAAGUUAAGCAGAGAAUUCCACUUGUAUCGUGUAAACUGUUCCUGUUCGACGCUCCAUUUAUUUUAACGACGUUGGGAUCUUUUGCCACUUAUUUGAUUAUUCUGAUACAGUUUGAUGUUGCCUCGUAAGCUUCAACCAAGGGAAAGUUAUAAUCUUUUUAAAACAAAGUUUUAUUAAUGCAUUUAAUUCUCGCGUGAGCUUGCAUCACGUCGUAUAAUCAAAAUGUAUAUACUGUUCCAGAAA
Uranotaenia lowii is the source of this 1321-nucleotide messenger RNA. RefSeq lists its product as uncharacterized. NCBI's taxonomy places the organism in Eukaryota, Metazoa, Arthropoda, Insecta, Diptera, Culicidae. The transcript is spliced from 5 exons. Gene Ontology annotation, cellular component: dendrite; axon; membrane. The record is from RefSeq and is a predicted model, not a curated record. The coding region runs from base 1 to 1206 and encodes 401 amino acids. Gene Ontology annotation, biological process: sensory perception of taste.